AAAAAUGAAAAAAAAAAAGGGAUGGAGUAUCAAAAUCUUCAUUUCCUUCCGCAUUUUUUUUUUCUUUCUCGAGAUUUCACUAAUUCUUAUAAUUUUCUUCCGUCACCCCAGUUUGUAAUUCCUCAAAAAAAAAAAAAAGGUCAUUGUCAGGUGGCGUAAGCUGAAGGCUACAGUGAUAUUACACAUCGCGAUUCCAAAGGAAAACCCUACAGAAAGCACCUAAGCGAAAACAAAUCUGUACUUGGGAAUUCGCAAAAUCAAGCAAUGAGCAAGAUACCAUCGACGUACCUGAUAGGUGGAGCGGUGGCGGUGGCUGUGGCGGUAGGGCUGUACCUUGGCGUAGCCAAAAAUGGCAUACCCCCUCAGGGACUGGGACGGGGUUUGUGGAGGAAAAUAAAGAAGAAGAAGAAGGCAGUGCGCGUGUAUAUGGACGGUUGUUUUGACAUGAUGCAUUAUGGCCACUGCAACGCGCUUCGUCAGGCCCGUGCCCUCGGCGACCAAUUGGUGGUGGGAGUAGUCAGUGAUGCCGAAAUCAUUGCAAACAAAGGCCCUCCUGUUACCCCUCUGCACGAAAGGAUGAUCAUGGUGAAGGCAGUCAAGUGGGUGGAUGAGGUUAUUUGCGAUGCGCCGUAUGCAAUCACUGAAGAUUUCAUGAAGAAGCUGUUCGAUGAAUACAAUAUUGACUACAUUAUUCACGGAGACGACCCCUGCGUUCUUCCUGAUGGAACUGAUGCUUAUGCUCUUGCUAAGAAGGCUGGUCGUUACAAGCAGAUUAAGCGCACUGAAGGCGUCUCUAGCACUGACAUUGUUGGUCGGAUGCUUCUCUGUGUGAGAGAGAGAUCAGUUAGUGACAAUCACAAUCAUUCCUCCCUGCAAAGACAAUUCAGCCACGGUCAGGGCCAGAAAUUUGAAGAUGGUGGAUCUGGAAGUGGAACUCGCAUAUCUCAUUUUUUACCGACGUCUCGCAGGAUUGUGCAAUUUUCAAAUGGAAAGGGCCCUGGACCAGAUGCUCACAUAGUUUAUAUAGAUGGUGCAUUUGAUCUUUUUCAUGCUGGACAUGUUGAGAUUCUGCGGGUUGCUCGGGAACUUGGAGAUUUUCUUCUUGUUGGGAUCCACAAUGAUCAAACUGUCAGCGCUAAAAGAGGUGUGCAUCGCCCUAUCAUGAAUCUACAUGAAAGAAGCUUAAGUGUUUUAGCUUGUCGCUAUGUGGAUGAGGUGAUAAUCGGUGCUCCAUGGGAAGUGUCUAAAGACAUGAUCACAACCUUUGACAUAUCUUUAGUUGUCCAUGGAACAGUGGCAGAAAGCAAUGAUUUUCAGAAGGAAGAAGAUAAUCCUUAUGCUGUUCCGAUCAGUCUGGGUAUCUUCAAAGUUCUGGAAAGCCCACUGGACAUUACAACUACCACAAUAAUUAGGAGGAUUGUAGCAAAUCACGAAGCUUACCAGAAACGUAAUGAAAAGAAGGCUGCAAGUGAGAGAAGGUAUUAUGAGGAGAAGACUUAUGUUUCCGGUGACUGAUUGAGUUGAGGCACAUGCAUGGCCGGCCUUUUUUAUUUGGUUGAAGUAGAGCUGAGAAGGAUAUACUAACAUCCAAGAGGUUGCUAGUUGCAUGUGUAUCUGAUCAAUUUUUCCUAGAUAAAAUGCAAUUAAGUUAGCUUUUUAUUCAAAUAUCUGUAAAAUCUAUGGCACUUUUAACCUAUUGUUCAAGUACAACUCUUAUCUUCCUAAUAUAAAUAGCAAUCUUUUUGUCCAGUGUUAUCGUAUUUUGCUAUGCUAAACCUGCUG
Messenger RNA from Durio zibethinus, 1782 nucleotides. It is a transcript of the gene PECT1, whose product is annotated as phosphorylethanolamine cytidylyltransferase 1. The record is from RefSeq and is a predicted model, not a curated record. Gene Ontology annotation, cellular component: cytoplasm. Lineage: Eukaryota; Viridiplantae; Streptophyta; Magnoliopsida; Malvales; Malvaceae. Gene Ontology annotation, molecular function: ethanolamine-phosphate cytidylyltransferase activity. Gene Ontology annotation, biological process: phosphatidylethanolamine biosynthetic process.